Molecule: messenger RNA, 201 nt
Organism: Clunio marinus
Lineage: Eukaryota; Metazoa; Arthropoda; Insecta; Diptera; Chironomidae
Source: the annotation of a GenBank genome assembly
AUGAAUCUCUCCAAUGUCAAAGCUGCAAACAGCCGAUCCCACGAGUCCAUUUGUGCUUGUAGUGAAUGUUGCAUAGAAUUUGGUUUUGUCAGUUGGAAUUUGAUGUUUCACGGAAGAAAAAGUAGACAUAUUUGUCGAUAUCAAAAGCUCCCACAAAAUUCGGUUCUACAAGAAGAUAAAGGACGAGAAAGAAUUGAAUAA